Lipotes vexillifer (Yangtze River dolphin) is the source of this 2250-nucleotide messenger RNA. It is a transcript of the gene GNA15, whose product is annotated as G protein subunit alpha 15. Bases 381 to 1505 code for a protein of 374 amino acids. The record is from RefSeq and is a predicted model, not a curated record. The transcript has 7 exons. Gene Ontology annotation, molecular function: guanyl nucleotide binding; GTPase activity; G protein-coupled receptor binding. Gene Ontology annotation, cellular component: cytoplasm; heterotrimeric G-protein complex. Gene Ontology annotation, biological process: phospholipase C-activating dopamine receptor signaling pathway; adenylate cyclase-modulating G protein-coupled receptor signaling pathway. NCBI's taxonomy places the organism in Eukaryota, Metazoa, Chordata, Mammalia, Artiodactyla, Lipotidae.
AGGCGCAGCGCAGACCCAGACUGCAGACGCCGGGCCUUUCCUCCCCGCCCCGCCUCCCCCGGGGCGCCCGCCUCACCUCUCGCUCUACUGCCGUCAACCUGUCGGGCCGGGCCGGGCAGGUCUGGGGGAGGGCGGGGCGCCCUAGGCCGGCAUCUCCUCUCCGUCUCCACCCCCGACCCGACGCGGAGGCCUCGCCGAGCUGGGCCGCGGGGUGCCCAAGGCCGGGAAGCCGGGGGUCCCUGGGGGGCGACCCCCACGACGAGGGAGACUCUUGCCGCCGGCUGUCAGAAGCCCACCCCGCAGCGGCCAGCCGGGGGGCCUCCCGGCGGGAGGGGGCGGGGGCGGGGGCGAUGCCGCCUGGCGCCCGCUGAGGCCCCACCAUGGCCCGCUCGCUGACCUGGCGCUGCUUCCCCUGGUGCCUGACCGAGGACGAGAAGUCGGCGGCCCGGAUCGACCAGGAAAUCAACAAGAUCCUCCUGGAGCAGAAGAAGCGGGACCGAGGGGAGCUGAAGCUGCUGCUGCUGGGCCCUGGCGAGAGCGGGAAGAGCACAUUCAUCAAGCAGAUGCGCAUCAUCCAUGGGGCGGGCUACUCGGAGGAGGAACGCAAGAGCUUCCGGACCCUGGUCUACCAGAACAUCUUCGUGUCCAUGCAGACCAUGAUUGAGGCUAUGGAACGACUGCAGAUCCCCUUCAGCUGGCCCGAGAGCAAGCACCGGGCCAACCUGAUCAUGAGCCAGGACCCCUACAAGGUGACCACCUUCGAGAAGCACCACGCCGUGGCCAUGCAGUGGUUGUGGAGGGACUCCGGCAUCCGCGCCUGCUACGAGCGCCGGCGUGAUUUCCACCUGCUCGACUCGGCGGUGUACUACCUGUCAAAUCUGGACCGCAUCAUGGAGGCGGGCUACAUCCCUACCUCGCAGGACGUGCUCCGCAGCCGCAUGCCCACCACCGGCAUCAACGAGUACUGCUUCUCCGUGCAGAAAACCAACCUGCGGAUCGUGGACGUCGGAGGCCAGAAGUCAGAACGCAAGAAGUGGAUCCACUGCUUCGAGAAUGUGAUCGCCCUCAUCUACCUGGCCUCGCUGAGUGAAUACGACCAGUGUCUGGAGGAAAACAACCAAGAGAACCGAAUGAAGGAGAGCCUGGCCCUGUUUGGCACCAUCCUGGAACUGCCCUGGUUCAAAAGCACUUCCGUCAUCCUCUUCCUCAACAAAACCGACAUCCUGGAGGAAAAGAUCCCCACCUCCCACCUGGCUACCUACUUCCCCAGUUUCCAGGGCCCGAAGCAGGACACGGAGGCAGCCAAGAAGUUCAUCCUGGACAUGUACACCGGCAUGUACACCAGCUGCGUGGACGGCGCAGACGGGAGCAGGAAGGGCUCGCACUCCCGCCGCUUCUUCAGCCACUACACGUGUGCUACGGACACACAGAACAUCCGCAAGGUCUUCAAGGACGUGCGGGACUCAGUCCUGGCCCGCUACCUGGACGAGAUCAACCUGCUGUGACCUAGGCCCAACGCUCCGGACUCAGACCCGCGCGUGGCAGGCGGGACCUGCGGGCGGUGGGUGCGGGGUGGGCCAGCGCUCAGCGAACCCAGGUGCCCCUUGUCACUCCAGCCCCAGGCCCAGGUGGCAGAAGGGCCACGAGUGAGCCGGGGUGGAAGGCCGAUCGGCGCCUCCUCCUUUCUCCGCCCCUCAGCAGGACAGCCUCUGUGUCCUCCUUUCCUUGACUCACUGUAUCUCCUUGGAGAGGGAACACAAUGGCCUUUUGGGAGGCCGGGGCGCAGGAAAAGGUGAAGAGAGCAGGGGAUCCAGGACUUGGGUGGAUGGGGUUCUCUCAGGACCCCCACCUCCAGGUAUGUUCACCCUUGGGCAGGGGUCUGGGACCCUUUUGGGGGUGAUGCACCAGCCCCGGGACAGGGGAGUGGUCCUUCAUGCCGAGGGACGCGGACUCUGGCGCCCCCUAGCGAAAAGGAGCCGCAUCCCAGCCUGAGGUCUGCGUAGCUCAGGGACUUGCGUUUUCUUACGGAGAAAGACGCCCAGAAAACGCCGCCGUAUCAGAGCCUCCUGGUUCGAAGUGUGUCCUGCCCCAGUUUUCAGAUGAAGGAAACCGAAGUCUACAGGCAUCCCCCGCCCCCGUUCCUUACCAGGCUGGGGGCCGGGCGUGCUGCAUCUUACAACCUUCUGUAUUUAUUACCUCACCUUCUGCGGGGCCCCUUGAAGGGUGGACAUUAAAGAAAUGACAUUCUGG